GAUGACAGUUGGAACAAGUGCAUUCUGGGGGAAAAAUAAGAAAUCUCUGACGCCGUACCCUCGCUAAUUUAUAAAAAUUUAAAUACAUUCAGAAACAGCGUGUAUUUCUUCUUAAGCAGGACCUAAAAUGUCCGCACAAAUCGAGAUUAAGUAGCUUAUCGAUUUUGGAAGACAUAUUUGUUAACCGUCGUAAUCCGGACGGCCUGGACAUGGAGGUGGGCGAAGGUGUCAGCGGGGCGACGCCCACAGAGGAGAUGAACGGGGCAGGAAACCUGAUGGACUUCCUGGACGAGCCGUUCCCCGAUGUGGGAACGUAUGAGGACUUCCACACCAUCGACUGGCUGAGGGAGAAAUCCAGAGACACCGACCGACACCGCAAGAUCACCAGUAAGAGUAAAGAGUCCAUCUGGGAGCUGAUCAAGAGUCUGCUGGACGCCUGGUCAGGAUGGGUGGUGAUGCUGCUCAUUGGACUGCUGUCAGGCACUCUGGCCGGAGUGAUCGACCUGGCUGUGGACUGGAUGACGGACCUGAAGGAGGGCGUGUGUCUGUCGGCGUUCUGGUACAGCCACGAGCAGUGCUGCUGGACGUCCAACGAGACCACCUUCGACGACCGCGACAAGUGUCCGCAGUGGCAGAAGUGGGCGGAGCUGAUGACGGGACACGCCGAGGGAGCUGGUGCGUAUGUGUUGAACUACUUCCUGUACAUCCUGUGGGCGCUGCUGUUUUCCUUCCUGGCUGUUUCCCUGGUGCGCGUCUUCGCUCCGUACGCCUGCGGCUCGGGGAUCCCUGAGAUCAAGACGAUCCUGAGCGGCUUCAUCAUCCGGGGCUACCUGGGGAAGUGGACCCUGCUGAUCAAGACGGUCACCCUGGUGCUGGCCGUGUCGUCGGGCCUGAGCCUGGGGAAGGAGGGCCCGCUGGUGCACGUGGCCUGCUGCUGCGGAAACCUCUUCUGCAGCCUCUUCUCCAAGUACAGCAAGAACGAGGGCAAGAGGCGAGAGGUGUUGUCGGCCGCAGCAGCAGCUGGAGUGUCUGUGGCCUUCGGAGCGCCGAUCGGAGGAGUUUUGUUCAGUCUGGAAGAGGUCAGUUAUUAUUUCCCUCUGAAGACUCUGUGGCGUUCGUUCUUCGCCGCCCUGGUUGCCGCCUUCACGCUGCGCUCCAUCAACCCGUUCGGAAACAGCCGCCUGGUGCUGUUCUACGUGGAGUACCACACGCCCUGGUACAUGGCCGAGCUGGUGCCCUUCAUCCUGCUGGGCGUGUUCGGCGGCCUCUGGGGCACCCUCUUCAUCCGCGCCAACAUCGCCUGGUGCCGGCGGAGGAAGACCACCCAGCUGGGGAAGUACCCCGUCCUGGAAGUCAUCGCCGUGACGGGCAUCACCGCCGUGCUGGCGUACCCCAACCCGUACACCCGCCGCAGCACCAGCGAGCUCAUCUCCGAGCUCUUCAACGACUGCGGGGCGCUCGAGUCGUCGCAGCUCUGCGAUUACAUCAACAAUCCCAACAUGAGCCGGCCCGUGGACGACAUCCCGGACCGGCCGGCGGGGCCCGGCGUCUACAACGCCCUGUGGCAGCUCGCGCUGGCACUGGUGUUUAAGAUCGUCAUCACCAUCUUCACCUUCGGCAUGAAGAUCCCGUCCGGCCUGUUCAUCCCCAGCAUGGCGGUGGGCGCCAUCGCCGGGCGGAUCGUUGGCAUCGCCGUGGAGCAGAUGGCGUACCACCACCACGACUGGAUCAUCUUCAAGAACUGGUGCCGGCCCGGCGCCGACUGCGUCACCCCGGGACUCUACGCCAUGGUGGGAGCCGCCGCCUGUCUGGGCGGGGUGACCAGGAUGACCGUGUCCCUGGUGGUCAUCAUGUUCGAGCUCACCGGCGGUUUGGAGUACAUCGUCCCCCUGAUGGCCGCCGCCGUCACCAGCAAGUGGGUGGCGGACGCCUUCGGGAAGGAGGGCAUCUACGAGUCGCACAUCCAGCUCAACGGCUACCCGUACCUGGACGUCCGGGACGAGUUCACCCACCGCACCCUGGCCACCGACGUGAUGCGUCCCCGGAGGAGCGAGCCCCCGCUGGCCGUCCUCACCCAGGACACGACCACGGUGGAGGACGUGGAGACGCUCAUCAAAGACACGGACUAUAACGGCUUCCCCGUGGUCGUGUCCCGGGAGUCGGAGAGGCUCAUCGGCUUCGUGCAGCGCAGGGAUCUGACGCUGGCCAUCAAGAACGCCCGUCAGAAGCAGGACGGCGUGGUCAGCAGCUCGGUGGUUUACUUCACCGAGGACGCCCCGCAGCUGCCGGCCAGCAACCCGCAGCCGCUGAAGCUGCGCCGCAUCCUCAACCUCAGCCCCUUCACCGUCACCGACCACACGCCCAUGGAGACGGUGGUGGACAUUUUCCGCAAGCUGGGCCUCCGCCAGUGCCUGGUCACUCGGAGCGGGCGUCUUCUGGGCAUCAUCACCAAGAAGGACGUGCUUCGCCACAUGGCUCAAAUGAUGAACCAGGAUCCCGAGUCCAUCAUGUUUAAUUAGUGAGCCGAGUCGCUUUUAUCUGUCCUCUGAGACUGUGUAAAUAUGUGGAAGUGGGUGCAACACUACUGUACUCCAACCUGUGGAGAAAAACAAAACAAAAAAAAAAAGGACACUGCUCCCAAAAAAGGCAACUCCCACCCCUGUAGUGACGAUGAAGUCCAAUAUACCGGAACCUUUUGAAUUCAAGGUAGCGACUGACAAAUCCUUAUUGCCCUGGGAUUAAAAAAAAAAAAAAAAUCACCUUUGUCAAACAUUUCAAAUGACUAAGGGGGGUAAAAAGUAAAAAAAUAUCAACAAAGGCAGAGGUGUUAUGGGGAUUAAAUAUGCAUGUCCACCUAGCUUAUUGCUCUUUAAUGUCAGCACAGCGUUCGAUGCUGGAACUUAUUUCAGCUUCUAGCCGGUUCAACAGCAGCCCAGCAGCAGCCGUAGCCAUCAUCGAUGCUUCCACCAGUCAUCUGUUUAGUGCUGCUAGACAAAAGGAUGUAAAAAAUCCAAAAAAAGAAACACACGAAAUCCUUUUUUUUUUUUUUUUUAACCGUGACUGUAAGCAGUAUUUACAGCUUAGCCAGUGUAGCUGAUAUUGUCUCGUAUGCUUCUGCUGAACGGCUGCACGUGAGCUACCUUGAAUCCAAAGUUCUGCUAAGUGCACACUUUAACUUUAAUUUAAAAUUCUGGAAAACCGUAGGCAAGUAAAACAUUUUCCAUUUCAUGAACACUUGGGAUGUUGUUGGAAGUAUGACAGGAAAUGAAGAUGUUAUUCCGUUCUGCACACGUUCUUUUGCGGCUGCCGACCCUCUUUCAUCUCGUACUUUGUGAUCUUAUUUUGUCGUUUCUGAAGGAAAAAACAGCCGGACAGGGUAGGGGACCACAAGGGGUUCUUGAAAGCAUCACAAACUAAAAAAAAACAGAUUAAUUUCACUUUCAUGACAUUCCCUGGAAGUUAGAGCAGUGUGUUUAUAAGAGGGAAUUUUUAGGGCGUAGUUUGAUUGUACCCAGUUUUGUUGCCUCAAAAAAAAAUUUAAGAAGGGUUUUAUCUGGACGAAAUCCUCUGCAACCUCUGGCUUAGACGACAGGUGGUACUGUCCUGUCGCCGUGAACAAGGAUCAUCUCAAAGAUCUAAAAAACAAAACCAAAAGAAAAUAAUUAAAGGAAGUCAGAUGUGUGCAGAGGUCCAGCUGUGAGGCUGAGCAGGCGAGCAGCGUGAUGCAGAGUCACUGUUGAACCUCGAUUAUUACUGUAUGAUCCCUCUGUACCUCCUGAUUUUAUUGGCCAGUUGGAGAGUCGGGGACAGCUGCACCUUUUAUGAUUUUAACAUUUGUUUUGUUUUUGUUUUUUUGUGUAUGUUGCUGCCAUAUUUAUGUUAAUGCUACCUGUGUCGAUGGUAAUUUUAUGGUACUAUGAUCAGACAUAUUUUUGUUACUUUAUCUAGACAUGAACUCUACAGAACUGACAAUGCCGUACUAUCACUGGUGCACUCCAUGUGUCACCGUUUAGAAAGCUAAACGUUGCCCUAGCAACCUGUAUCAAUGUUGUUUUUACUGUAGCAAUUAGGGCUGGGUAUCAAAAAACCCAGUCUUCCAAGAUAUAGGGAUUUGUAUUAGCUGAAAUAAUUUAAAGGAGGACAGCAUUUUGGGUAAAAUACACUUACUUGGUCUUACCGAGGCUAACGAUCCCAUAGAGGUCAAGUCUUUAUGCUAAGCUAACAGGAAAUGCUAUGAUAGGAAUUGAACCACUGGUGAUAACGGUGUCAAACAUCCUGUCUCAGUCUGGGUACGUCGAUAAAAGAGUACUUUGCCCAAAAUGUUGAAGUAUUGCUUUAAAAAUAUCAAAAACGUAAUGAAAAGCCUUGAAAGGCUGAGCCUCUAAACUCAGCUUGAAUUUUAAGUGAUUUGCAGUGAAGCAAAUUUUGUUGCUUCUUUCACAUAAUCAACUUUGCCUUCAUUUUACGAGCAAAUUAGGGAAAAGGCAAACAGGAAAUUAGCAGCAAAAGAGGCUUAUUUUAGGGCCAGUAAGGAACGUAUCUGUUCGCAACAAUACUCAGCCCUAACACCAGUUGGUACUGUACGCUCCUGAGAAUUUUACUGCACAGACUGAACAGAAACUGGAAAUUAUAAUCCCGGUACUCUUGGCCACUUUCCACGAUAAAUCCAUUCAAAGAGCAUCUUUUAAUGAAGGAGAAAAACUCAGACAGCAGCAGUCGUUUGUUGCUGUCGGAGUGAAGGUUUUCCUCGCGGAUCUGAAAACGAUGGAAAGACGUUGCACAAAAAAGUGAAAAGACAUGGGAGGAUGUUUUCACUCCCACCACACAUAACUGCACAUUUUAUGUAACCGUAUACUGACUGUCACCUCAUGUGUUGUGAUAUUUGUUGUUGUGAAGAAGAAGUCCUUUCUCGCAGCUGCUAACAGCUUUUGUUUUCUGUUGCCAACCAAACAAAAUAAGGUAGAAAAAGUCGGAGUUUGUGAUGGAAAACACACGGGAAACGAUCAACUUUUGUUUUUAAAUGCCAAGAGAAUGUACUGAAGUGUGUGUGUAUAUCUAUAUAUAUUUUCAAGAUUUGUCGUGGGCAUUUUUUUAUUAUUAUUAUUUGUUUUAAUUUUGUCUAAAAUACACUACUGUUGUUGAACCACAGUCAUUUUUUUUAUUUUUAAUCCUAAAUAUUUAUCAAAUACAUUACUGGUACAGAAAACUGAUAUUUGCACUUUUUGUUUGGAUUUGUAAAAUGAAGUGAUGGGGAAAAAAACAACUUUUUGCAAAUCUACCUUGUUCAGAUGUUGAAUAAAGACGGUUCAAUUGCG
This is a messenger RNA of Myripristis murdjan (pinecone soldierfish), 5315 nucleotides long. RefSeq names its product chloride channel, voltage-sensitive 4 (gene clcn4). Gene Ontology annotation, biological process: chloride transport; transmembrane transport. Gene Ontology annotation, cellular component: early endosome; synaptic vesicle; plasma membrane. Gene Ontology annotation, molecular function: voltage-gated chloride channel activity. Bases 210 to 2519 code for a protein of 769 amino acids. The record is from RefSeq and is a predicted model, not a curated record. The transcript has 12 exons. NCBI's taxonomy places the organism in Eukaryota, Metazoa, Chordata, Actinopteri, Holocentriformes, Holocentridae.